Molecule: messenger RNA, 625 nt
Organism: Octodon degus (degu)
Lineage: Eukaryota; Metazoa; Chordata; Mammalia; Rodentia; Octodontidae
Gene: Nanos3
Product: nanos C2HC-type zinc finger 3
Exons: 2
Coding region: 1-549 (182 amino acids)
Biological process (GO): oogenesis; negative regulation of translation
Cellular component (GO): perinuclear region of cytoplasm
Molecular function (GO): zinc ion binding; mRNA binding
Source: RefSeq, a predicted model, not a curated record
AUGGGCACCUUUGACCUGUGGACUGACUACCUGGGACUGGCACGGCUGGUUGGGGCUCUGCGUGGGGAAGAGGAGCCUGAGGCCAGGGUGGGUCCCCAGCCCGAGCUUUCAAAGAACAUGGCGCCAGAACCAGCAAUCCAGAAACUGAACUCAGAAGCCACAGCCACCCCCGAGCGGCUGUGCUCCUUCUGCAAGCACAAUGGCGAAUCGCGGGCCAUCUACCAGUCCCAUGUGCUGAAAGACGAGGCCGGCAGGGUGCUGUGCCCCAUCCUGCGUGACUAUGUGUGUCCCCAGUGUGGGGCCACCCGGGAGCGUGCCCAUACCCGCCGCUUCUGCCCACUCACCGGCCAGGGCUACACCUCUGUCUAUAGCUACACCACGCGCAACUCAGCUGGCAAGAGGGUGGCCCGGCCGGACAAGGGGAAGACACAGGACACCGGCCACCACCGCCGAGGAGGAGGAACAGCAGCAGCAACAGCAGGUUCCAAAGGUGUCGGAAAGGUGAAUGCACCUUCGUCCUCCGCUUGCAGUCCCACCACGUCCGUCUAGGAGGAUGGCGCGGAGACAGGGCGCUGCUUCCAUCAGAGACCCAUCUUGGCAGAGGCGGGACUCCAAGAGAUGCGUC